Homo sapiens (human) is the source of this 5147-nucleotide messenger RNA. It is a transcript of the gene SWT1, whose product is annotated as SWT1 RNA endoribonuclease homolog. NCBI's taxonomy places the organism in Eukaryota, Metazoa, Chordata, Mammalia, Primates, Hominidae. The record is from RefSeq and is a predicted model, not a curated record. The coding region runs from base 1467 to 4169 and encodes 900 amino acids. The transcript is spliced from 19 exons.
GCCUCCGGGGCUGCCCCUUGCCCGGUGUUGGGGUCUGGUCGGUUCGUGCGGAGCCCGCGGGCCCGCGGCGGUUUACUAGCAGCUGACGAGCUUGCCUGUCCAUCCAGCUGACUUGGAAUUAGGGUCUGUUCUUCAUUUCGCACCCUCACCUACACCGUGACCCGAACACUCUUUUCCUUUGUUUUUAUUUUUGCUUUAGUCUUCAUGUUGCCAGUAUCAGCAGUUCUGCGGUGUGGCCAGUGGAUAGAAAUUAGUUGUUUUGCUCUAUUUUGCUUUGUUUUCAGGCUUUUAAUAACCAGAGCUCUGAGUGGGUAGAGCUUCGGGGCAUUUAAUUUUGAUGCGUUUCAGAUCCCCAAAACAUAUGCUAGCGAGUCCCCUGUCCCCCGUACUUCUCUCCCCUUCACUCUUAGUGCCUACUUGACAUUCGAGCCUUUCUUGUUUCUUUCUUCUGUCCCCCCGCGAUAAAUCCACUGGGACAGAAAGGAGAAAAACGUGAACUUUCUGGCUGCCCUGCUUGGGCUUGGUCCGAACCUUCUAGGCAUCAGGGCAGGAGAGGGAAGCCCAAUUUAGUCUCAAGAACAAGACGCGCGCUUCCAGUUAGCUUUUCUUAGUUAAUUAAGUUGAUAAACGCCAAUCUUCUUGGUCUAUUUGUUUCCUACUUGUUUCAGAACCCCGGGGAAGAGAUAGCAUGAUUAUUUGGCACUUUGAAGCACUAACUGGAAAUUAACUCCUCCCCCUAUAGUUAAGAAGUAUAUAUCUGGAGGGGUGUGUGUGUGUGUUUAACCUCUCCCCAGUUUAAUGGGAACAGAUUAUCCCUGUGGAGCUUCUGUGAGUUAUAGUCCUAAAUCCCUUUUACUGAUCGUCCCGUACAGCUUUUAUCUAGUAUUCCUGAAUGUGUAGUUGACUCAUGGCUCAACAGUCAAUUAAAAAUGGGAUAACACUGACUAUAACUUACAGAAAUGCUAACUAUAUCUGUGCAUCAUCCAAUAAUUCUUGUUCUCAUUUCUUUUUUUUUUUUUUACUGUCGUUCAUGAUGAUUUUUUAUUUCUAAAUGACUAGAUGGUUAACUGAAAGCUAGAUUCAGUAUGUUAAUGUCAUUUAACACCAGCUGGAAACCAGAUUAAAAGGGUCAGAUUUUAGUGUCUGGAUUCUGUGGGAAUUUUUGUAAGAAUUUCUAAGCAUGGUCUGUGCUUGUAAGACAUCCUGAAGAAGGAAUCGUCAAUGUUUGAAGAAUUAAAUAAUGUUAUUCAUCUAUUGCUACUGCAUAAGUUAUACCAAAACAUAGUAGCUUAAAACAACAGUAAACAUUUAUUACUCCACAGUUUCUGUGGGUCAGGAACUCAGAAAUGACUUUCUGGGUUGAUCUGGCUUUGGGUCUCCUGAGGUUGCAGUGAAGAUAUGUGCCAGGGCUGCUGUCAUGUCACUUGAUUAGGGGUGCAGGAUCAUCAGCUUCAAAGCUUUUCAGGAUGUCCAGCAAAGAAUCCUGUGGGAAAAAAGAGACAUCUCAGAGGAAAGACACCACCACCUCAUCACCCAAUUUUGGUGAAAAAGACAAGAAAGAGAGAAAAACCCCAGCAAGUUCUACUAGUUCAUCUUCUAUAAGAUCAGUUUCAUCAGAAAAGAGAAAACUGAAAUCAGAUCAUACAGAUGUUCUGUACUAUAAUAUAAAAAGAAGACAAGGACUGAAAAGAUUGAGUGUAGAAAUUGACACUCUCAGAAGGAGACCAAAAAUCGGUUCUUCAUCCCAAAGACCUAUUAAACUCAAAGAAGCAUCAUAUUCAAAUGAUAAUCAAAUUAUUUUGCAGAGUCCUUCUUCAAAUGGAACUAAAAAAGACAUACAUAAAUGUGUAGACUUUAAACCUAAAGAUAUCAAAUUGACAAAUGCUGGGAGCAAGCUUGACCAUGGAAUUAAAAGCCUUAGUAGUCCUAAGAUUGCCAGUGAUGUGAAACCUAAAGCCGAAGGCCAGGCAAGUGAAAAUAAAUGGUCUCAUUUACUUGUUCAGAGAGAGAAGAUGAAAGAACUCAAGAAAGGAAGAAACAGUAAAUUUAGAGACAAUUCUGAAAAAUGUGUCUUAGAGAAAUGGAAGAGAAAUCAAUUUUCUCAGGAUUAUAACUCCAACAAGAUAAUUAAGGAACCCUUGGGAUCUAGAAGACAGAAGAUCAGUUUCAAAAUCCCUAUAAAAUCCCGUGACACCCUCCAGAAACUUGUAGAAGAAAAUGUCUUCAACAUAGAUUCUAAUAAUUCGAAGACUAAGCAGGAAGAAAGAGAAUACCUGGAAAGCUCCCAGGUUUCAUUAAAUGUGACUAGGCAGAAAACUGAACAUUUACUUUCAGAUUUUACAUAUAAGCGGACUGUUCAUGAGUGGAAACGAAAACAUCAUUAUGACCAUCAAGAAAGUAAUGAUUCACAUUCUAGGGAAAACCUAACCCAGAGUUUUGAAGCACCAUGUUGUUCCGUGUCAUCUGAAAGUAUCCAGGAUGCAGAUCAAGAGAUGCAGAUAGUAGAAGAGCUUCAUGCUGCACGUGUGGGAAAAAGUGUGGAUUUACCUGGAGAGUUAAUGAGUAUGGAAAUUGACUUAGAAGAUGAUGUACAUUCCUCCUCUGCAAAUAAUACUUCAGACAGAAAGCUUCUAAUUGUUAUUGACACAAAUAUUCUGAUGAAUCAUCUCAAAUUUGUUAGAAUUUUGAAGACAACAGAAGUACCAGGUUUUGACAAACUUGUGUUAAUAAUUCCCUGGGUCGUUAUGCAAGAGCUAGAUCGUAUGAAGGAAGGAAAACUACUAAAACGUGCCCAGCACAAAGCUAUACCUGCAGUUCAUUUCAUCAACGACAGUCUCAAAAAUCAAGAUAGAAAGCUAUGGGGUCAGUCAAUACAACUUGCAUCCCAAAAACAUUAUGGAUUGAGUGAUGAGAACAAUGAUGAUCGAGUACUAAAAUGCUGUCUCCAGCACCAGGAAUUAUUCCCUUGUUCUUUUGUUAUUCUGUGCACGGAUGAUAGAAACUUAAGAAACAAAGGCCUAAUAAGUGGUGUGAAGUCACUCAGUAAAGAAGAAUUGAGUGCAGAGUUAUUACACUUAUCUCUGAACACAGAUGUGUGUCAUCAGCCUUGUAUUCCUAAGCAACAGUUGAAAGCAGAAACAACACCCUUGAAAGAGAGCUAUAAGGAGGAAUCUACAAAUUCUGGACUGUCCAUUCUGCUUGAGAGCAUUGUAUCUGAUCUUGAAAAAUCUCUUGGAACAGGUUUAUCUUCAAUAUUAGAAACAGAAAUGAAAAUUGCUUUUGGAAACCUUUGGAUGGAGAUCCUGUACCUGAAACCACCAUGGACUCUACUACAUUUACUACAGUGCUUUAAAAAACAUUGGUUGGCUGUAUUUGGAUUAGUUAUGGAAAAGAACUUGCUUUUAACUAUUGAGAGCCUAUACAAAAAUCUCCGUAAAGCUAAUAAGGCAGUGGAUUUUACAACAGUCAAAUUCUUGCUUCAGGAUUCUAGAAGUUUGUUACAUGCUUUCAGUACAAGGUCAAAUUAUGAUGGUAUUCUUCCACAGACCUUUGCUCAAGUAAACAACCUCCUUCAGACAUUUGCAGAGGUCAAGACAAAACUUAAGCCAAAUUCUUCAGAAAACACAGUGACUAAAAAGCAGGAAGGUACUUCAUUGAAGAAUUCUCAUAAUCAAGAAAUCACUGUUUUCUCGAGUUCUCAUCUUCCCCAACCCAGCAGGCAUCAAGAAAUCUGGUCUAUCCUAGAGAGUGUUUGGAUUACAAUAUAUCAGAACAGCACGGAUGUAUUUCAAAGAUUGGGCUCAAAUUCAGCUCUGACUACUUCAAAUAUAGCAUCAUUUGAAGAAGCAUUUAUAUGUCUUCAAAAGUUAAUGGCAGCUGUGAGGGAUAUUCUUGAAGGAAUUCAAAGGAUUUUGGCCCCAAACAGUAAUUAUCAAGAUGUUGAGACCCUCUAUAACUUCCUAAUCAAGUAUGAGGUAAAUAAAAAUGUCAAAUUUACUGCCCAGGAAAUUUAUGAUUGUGUUUCUCAGACUGAGUAUAGGGAAAAGUUAACCAUUGGAUGCCGCCAGCUGGUUGAGAUGGAAUAUACCAUGCAGCAGUGCAAUGCAUCUGUUUAUAUGGAGGCCAAAAACAGGGGAUGGUGUGAAGACAUGCUCAACUAUAGGAUAUAAGUACUGAUUUGUAACUUUAAAGGAAUUGCAUUUGUCCUUAAGAAUAACAGAGUAGUUUUCAAUCUGGUCACUCUUUUGGGCCAAACCCAAGAGAAUUUUAAGAAAUGUUUCAUAGGUAUAAAAAGGUGAUCGCCUAUUACUGACAGUCUCAUUGUAGCUCUAAAAAGCCUAAUGUAUCCACUGUGGAAUAAACUCCAUAGACUCAACUCUUCUGGAGUUCACAAUGCCUCCCUACCUCUAUUCUUGAUAGUGAGCCAGUAUCUCUAAGGAAAGGAGAGCCGUAUUUUUAGUCAUCCUAGGGCAGGAGCCACUGUGGCAUCUGAGGAAGACCCAGGGUACAGUAUUAGCAUUUCUUUCAACCCUAAGUAUGGGCAUGUGACCAGAGACACUGCCAAACCCUAAGAAAUCAUUAGGGCAUGAUCAUGCUCACCAUAUUUCACAAAUGAAAUCUUAAUGUGGGCUGUUUUUUAUGAUCAAACUGUCAUCCAUGUUGACCUGAUGAAAAUAACACCCUCCUUCACCUCCCUCAGGGUAAUGAAAGUAGAAAUUUGACUGAAGCUCCUACUUCCUUAUACAGCCUUUCCUUCUGUGGGCUUGUCACUUUUCAGUACAUUUCUAGUGGGGAAGAGCAGGGCGACCCCUCUGCUGGGUUUCUCCUUAAAUGUGAAGCAAAAUAAAUUUAUAUAAUGGAAUUUGGUGGCAGUGACUGAUGUUUGUCUCUAGCUAAAACCAACUGUUUAGUUGACUUUUUAGUUAUAGGAUAAGUUGGAAGUCCUUGUUUACUGGAAUAUAUUAUGCUUUUGUUAACACAUUAGAUUAAAUAGAAUUUGGUAUUCUAUUAUAAAUGUUUAUUUUUUAAAGCAAUAAAUAACUUAUUUUUGGUAAGAUUUGGCUUUUUACUUCCAAAUUGUUUCUGAUAUGUACAUAAGGUAUGAUUAUAAAAGUGACUGUCUGCAAUAAAAGAGAACUUGUUCAGGA